Messenger RNA from Pichia kudriavzevii, 630 nucleotides. RefSeq lists its product as uncharacterized. The record is from RefSeq and is a predicted model, not a curated record. NCBI's taxonomy places the organism in Eukaryota, Fungi, Ascomycota, Pichiomycetes, Pichiales, Pichiaceae. The transcript has a single exon. Bases 1 to 630 code for a protein of 209 amino acids.
AUGAUUCAUACCUUUUCUGUAUAUAAGACAUAUUUGGUUACCAGAUGCUAUAGAGUAUUCAGUACGACACGGAUAAUAUCAAAAGAGCUUCCAAGGCCGUCUCUGAAAUACAUGUCUGAUGUUGGUGAACAACCGGUUCCAUUGAGUGAGAAAGACAUUGCCGCCCAGGAAGUUUCAGACAUUGAUUUGCCACAGGCUACCUUGGAUGAAAAGGCUGAAAUAAAGAAGGCUAUGAAAAAAAGAUCUCUUCGAAUGACUUUUUGGCAAUUGUUUUUAGUCACAUUAUUAGGUAGUUCAACUUUAAACAUUAUGAGAGAGAGAAAUUUAAAGGAAGAACUAGAGGAGAACUUUGAUAAGAAAUUAACUGUUUUGGAAAAUCUUGUGAAAGAUGCAAAAGCAGGUAAGAUAACAGUUGAAGAUGUUCGUGCUUCCAUCGGUACUUGGAAUGAAAGGUUUGUUGAUGUUUUUGGGUUGCGGCCGAUUGUGAUUGAAGGUCCAGAGGGACUGGACAAAGAAAAAUUAAGAACAGCUUAUCAGAAGGUUAAGGGAAUAGAAUUAGAUACAGAGGAGCAUAAAAUUUUAAAAGAUUCCUCGGAAAACCCUAGAGAGAAGUUGGCUAAGUUUUUGUGA